This is a messenger RNA of Necator americanus (New World hookworm), 432 nucleotides long. RefSeq lists its product as uncharacterized. The transcript has 3 exons. Gene Ontology annotation, molecular function: histone H4K20 methyltransferase activity. Bases 1 to 432 code for a protein of 143 amino acids. The record is from RefSeq and is a predicted model, not a curated record. Gene Ontology annotation, cellular component: nucleus. NCBI's taxonomy places the organism in Eukaryota, Metazoa, Nematoda, Chromadorea, Rhabditida, Ancylostomatidae.
AUGAAACCGUCGAAUGUUUUUGGAGAUCCCGAGGAGAAUGAGUUCCCGGAUGCUGCGUUGGUGAAUUUUCGCGAUUUGCCGUCUGGGGAUCACUCGCUAACUCCUCAUGAGUUAUGCUGUUUUGACGAUAUGGCUACAACACUUGUUAUUGACUCCGUGCUUGAUUUCAAGACUCAUAAAAUGAACCAGAGAAAACGAUACAUAAGGCAAGAUGAGCGGCUGACAACUGUGAGCAUAAUGCGGGAAUUUCGAGCAUCAAACAAUUUCUCACUGGCGCUAGUGGAAUUCUUCUCACUGAGAUCUGUCAAAGACUUCCUCCUCCGUUUUUCUCUUCAGAAGCAACUGGAGUUUAGAGACCACAUCUACCAGUCUGAACGUCCGACUAAAGCCGGACUGACUGUGUUGUUCGCUCCGCUAGCCAUCACUGAUUAA